Molecule: messenger RNA, 3676 nt
Organism: Castor canadensis (American beaver)
Lineage: Eukaryota; Metazoa; Chordata; Mammalia; Rodentia; Castoridae
Gene: Nol8
Product: nucleolar protein 8
Biological process (GO): protein localization to nucleolus
Cellular component (GO): nucleolus
Molecular function (GO): RNA binding
Source: RefSeq, a predicted model, not a curated record
CUUAAGCAGAAUCUCCAGGGAUAAAAUUUGGAAGCAAUACAAUAAAUAAAAUUUGGAAGAAUCUCCAGGGAUAAAAUUUGGCACAGAGUUCAGGGGAAGGAGUUGUGUGACAUUGUGAAGAAUUAUGGGAAAGAAUCCCUCAUACAGAAAAUUAUAUUUCCCACUGGAACAUACCAGAUUUAUACCAGCCUUCAUGAAAGCCAACAGAGAAACAAAGCGCCUUUUUGUGGGUGGCCUUAGUCAGGCCAUUUCUGAGAGAGACCUGCAGAAUCAAUUCAGCAGAUUUGGAGAAGUUUCUGACGUGGAGAUCAUCACACGGAAAGAUGACCAAGGAAACCCACAGAAAGUCUUUGCAUAUGUUAACAUAAGAGUCACAGAAGCAGACCUGAAAAAAUGUAUGUCUGUUUUAAAUAAAACAAAAUGGAAGGGUGGAACACUACAAAUUCAGCUAGCAAAAGAAAGCUUUUUGCACAGGUUGGCCGAAGAAAGAAAAGAAGCAAAAGUAAAGGAAGAAAAUUCAACAACAGGCAGCACCAACUUGGAAAAGAUGGGAGGAAUAGAUUUCCAUAUGAAAGCUGUGCCAGGGACAGAAGUACCAGGACAUAAAAAUUGGGUCGUGAGUAAAUUUGGACGAGUCUUACCUAUUCUUCAUCUUAAGAAUCAACAUAAACAUAAAAUCAUGAAAUAUGAUCCAUCAAAAUACUGCCACAACCUAAAGAAGAUAGGGGAGGAUUUCACAAAUACCAUUCCCAUAAGUAACCUUACUUGGGAAUUGGAAGGAGGCAAUGACCCUAUGAGUAAGAAACGUCGAGGAGAGUUCUCUGACUUUCAUGGCCCUCCCAAAAAGAUCAUAAAAGUGCAGAAGGGCGAGAGUUCCACUAGGUCCAAGGGUUCUUCUGUGAAUUCAAGGGUUAGUCAAGUAAUGGAGAAUAACAUAUCCAGACAGCAACAGGUUGCUCAGAAGGCAGCUUGUGAUUCCAUUACCACUUCUGAGUCACUGCCUGUGCCCAAUUCUGGUAUUCAAAAACCUGAUGUACUUUUUUGGACUUCUGACUUGGAAACUGCUUGGAACAGAAACAGCAUGUCUGAUGAUGGUAUUGACUCUGAAGAUAAGUUAAGAAUGAUGAUUGCAAAAGUGGAAAAUUUACAGAGAGGUAUGUGUUCGUCAAUAAAUGAAUCUGAAAAUGAUCCUUUUGAAGUUGUAAGGGGUGAUUUUAAAUCAGAUGUUCACAAACUUCAUUCAUUAACAAAUUUAAUGAUCAGUAAUGUCUCCCACCAUGUUAGUGCAAAUACUAUGGGAGAUGAUUAUGAAUAUGACUCAAGUGAUACAGAUGAAAUCAUUGCUAUGAAAAAAAACAUUGGUAAGGUCAGAAACGGUGCAGAAUUUUCACAGACAGAAAAAUCUACACGAAAGAAAACAUCUUUCAAAAAGAAAGAGCUUUCUGAUUGUUGUAUUAAAGUGCAAAAGAGAAAAAACAACAAAGAGUCAGCGUUCAGUCAUGGAUUGAAGCCUCUUAAUCAUAAAUCUCCAUCCAACUCUUGCAGCAGUCACAAUGAAGAAUCUGAGAGAGAUGAAGAAUAUAAAGCCAUGAUGAAAAAUUGCCCCCGUGUGAAUUUCACUUUAGCUGAAUUGGAACGGUUGGCUGGUAGUGAUCAGGAGGUUCCAGAAAAAGACUCUGAGUGUGGUGGCCCAGAGACCACCAGUCACUACAAGUUCAGCAGAGCCUCCAAGAGUCCCAAGACUCCCCGUGGCUUCUCCAGAGGCCAAUGGUGCAUUUGUCCUGAGGAGAUCUUGGCUUCUCUUUUAGAGGAAGAGAAUACUUACAGUAAUCAGAAACCAAAGGAAAACAACUUAAAACCAAAGUUCCAAGCAUUCAGAGGAGUGGGCUGUCUCUAUGGAAAGGAGUCAGUGAAAAACACCUUGAAAGAGAGUAUUACCUCUGAUAAUACUAAUGAAGGUCAGGGUUCCUUAAAAUAUGAGGAUCCCAAUAGCAUUCCCAUGAAAAGUGGAUCCCCAUAUGCUAAUGGCUUAUCAAGCAAACUGUCUUCAUACCAUCCUUCUAAGAAGUUGAACAUAAACCACAUUCAGCCUCAAAAAGGACAAUUUACUUUUGAGAACCAGGAUCACAAGGUAUUGUCCUCUAGCAAUUCAGAAAAGGGAAGUAAAAAUCCUAUUUCUUGUCAGUUGUCAUUAAAAGGUAAGAAAUCCUUAAGUCUGAUUGCAAAGACUCACAAGAUAGGGUCUGACAAAGACACUUGCCAUAGUGCCAAAAAAAUUGAAGGAGCUUCUGAGGAAAAGGGGUCUGAUGUCAACAGCCUCACAUCUCUUGAGAUACCACCAAAGGUUUCUCCCAAGAAAGACACUCAGAAAAGCACAGCUGAUUUCUCACUUUCUCUUAGUAAUUCGUCAGAUGUGACUGCUAAGGAUAAACAAGCUGAAGACAAUCAGAAGCGUUUGGCAGCCUUGGAGGCAAGGCAGAAAGUCAAAGAAGUGCAGAAGAAGCUGGUGCACAACGCACUGGCAAAUUUGGACGGUCACCCAGAGAACAAGCCCACACACAUCAUCUUUGAUUCUGAUGGUGCAAGUGAAAUGGAUGAACCAUCCCCUCAGAUGCAAAGCCAUCCAAGAAAGGAGCUGGUGAAAGAGUCCUUGGGUAAAUCACCUGGGAAGCUGUUUGACAGCAGCGAUGAUGGAGAAUCUGAUUCUGAGAAUGACAGUGACAGGUUCAAAAUUAAACCUCACUUUGAGGGCAGAGCUGGACAGAAGCUCAUGGAUUUACAGUCACACUUUGGCAGCGAUGACAGAUUCCGCAUGGACUCUCGAUUUCUAGAGAGUGACAGUGAAGAGGAACAGGAAGAGGUAAAUGAAAAGAAAACUGCUGAGGAAGAAGAGCUUGCUGCAGAAAAGAAGAAAACCCUGAAUGUUAUGCAAAGUAUUUUGAAUAUCAGCUUCAACAACCCUAUGAACAAAGGAUCAGUAGUUGCUAAGAAAUUUAAGGACAUCAUACGUUAUGAUCCAACAAGGCAGGACCAUGCCACUUAUGAAAGAAAAAAAGAUGAUAAACCGAAAGAAAGUAAAGCAAAACGAAAGAAGAAAAGGGAGGAAGCUGAGAAGCUGCCUGAGGUGUCUAAAGAAAUAUAUUAUGACAUUGCUAUGGACUUGAAAGAAAUAUUCCAAACUACGAAAGACAUCAGUGAAAAGGAAGAAGACACACUCUGGAAUGAGGACUGUGGUGGAGAGAAAAAGGAAGCCAUCCGUGAAGGUGCAGCUCUGAUGAGUGGGCCCGUGCAGCCCAGUGGGUUCACAUUCUCCUUCUUCGAGUCAGACACUAAAGAUGUAAAGGAAGAGACCUACAGAGUUGAAGCAGUGAAACCUGGGAAGAUUGCCUGGCAGGGAGACCCUCGAUUCCAAGACAGCAGUGCAGAAGAGGAAGAUGCAACUGAAGAAGAGGAUCACAGAAAGCACAGCCAUGGAGAAGAAACAUUUCCUGUGAAAGAGCACACUAGAUUUUUCUUUUUUUCCAAGAAUGAUGAAAGACUUCAUGGUUCUGACUUAUUCUGGAGAGGUGUGGAAAGUAACAUUAACAAGUCUUCUUGGGAGGCCCGAACAAACAGCCUGCUUAUGGAUUGUCGAAAGAAGCAUAAAGAAGCCAAAAGGAAAGUAAAACCAAAAUAA